AUGAAAUUCACAGAGGGCAUGUGGCGGACCCGGUCCGGGAUCUCGUUCAACUGGAUGGGAAACGUGGAGAGGCUUCAUGUCAGCGAGGACAACAACGCCGUCGACCUCCUGCUCACGAAGCCGCGGAACAGCCGGGGCGACUCGCUCAACGUGGGCACCGUUUCUGCUCGGAUUCGUACGCCCCUCGAAGGUGUCAUCGCGGCUAGCUUCACACAUUGGACUGGCGAGGAGGAUCGAGGGCCGCAUUUCCCUCUGUUCGAGGCGUCGCCAACCCCGGAGAUCAGCCAUUCCCGGGGACGGGCGCUGGACUACUCGAGUGGACCACUGGGCUUGUCGAUAAACACAGCCCCCAAUGAGCUGGCUUUCACUUACUUGUGCCACUCGAAGCGACUCACGGGGCACUCGUUCCGGUCGAUCGCGGUAGUGUCGUCCUCAGACACCCCCGGAUACCGAAUCGAAGAGGGCAUGUACGCGCAGCAGGACAACUACAUGCUCGUGGAGUUGGAUCUCAGUGUGCACGAGAAGAUCUACGGUCUAGGCGAGCGAUUCGGCCCAUUCGUGAAGAACGGCCAGACGGUCGAUGUCUGGAACGAGGAUGGCGGGACGAGCUCCGAGCUGAGCUACAAGAACGUCCCCUUCUACCUGUCCAGUCGGGGCUACGGCGUCUUCAUCAACAACCCGGGCAAGGCCAUGCUGGAGGUCCAGUCGGAGCGGACCACGCGGGUCAACAUUGUGAUUCGGGGCGAGAGCCUCGAGUACAUGGUCAUAGCGGGCCCGUCACCCAAGGACAUAUUGGACCGCUACACCACCCUGACCGGUCGCCCGGGCCUGCCUCCAGCCUGGUCGUAUGGGCUCUGGCUCACGACCUCGUUCACGACUUCUUACGACGAGAAGACCGUCACCUCGUUCCUGGACGGCUUCAAGAAGCGAGACAUCCCAUUGAGCGUCUUCCAUUUCGACUCGUUCUGGAUGAAAUCAUUUCAAUGGUGCGACUUCCAGUUCGACGACCAAAACUUCUCCGAUGCAACAGGCUACCUGCGCCGCCUGAAGGAGCGCGGGAUGAAGCUGUGCGUCUGGAUCAACCCAUACAUUGCACAGGCGUCGCCCUUGUUCCUCGAAGGUAAAAACAAGGGCUACUUCAUCAUGCGCGCCGACAAGCCCCGGCCGACUGUCUGGCAAUGGGACAACUGGCAGGCGGGCAUGGCCGUGGUGGACUUCACGAAUCCGGCCGCGCGGAGUUGGUACGCUUCGCAAUUAACGAGGCUAAUGGACAUGGGCAUCGACAGUUUCAAGACCGAUUUUGGUGAACGCAUCCCAUUCCUCUCGCACCAGGUAAGGUACCACGACGGCAGCGACACGGAGCGCAUGCACAACUUCUACGCGUACCUGUACAACAAGACGGUGUACGAGACGAUGCAACUCAAGGGCAAGGAGCCGUGUCUCUUCGCGCGGUCGGCGACAGCCGGUGCGCAGCAGUUUCCGGUCCACUGGGGCGGAGACUGCGAGAGCACAUUUGAAGCCAUGGCCGAAACUCUGCGGGGCGGGCUCUCACUCGCGCUGUCGGGUUUCGCCUUUUGGGCGCACGACAUCGGCGGCUUCGAGGGCCUGCCUGACCCGGCCCUGUACAAGCGGUGGGUGCAGUUCGGGCUGUUGGGCAGCCACUCGCGUCUGCACGGUAGUUCGAGCUACCGCGUGCCCUGGAUCUACGACCCGCAAAAGUACCCCGGCGAGGACGAAGCAUGCAGCAAAGUCCUGAAGGAGAGCGUGGAACGCAAACUCGCCUUAAUGCCGUACCUCCUGCGGACGGCGCUCGAGGGCCACCGCAAGGGCACGCCCGUCAUGCGCGCCAUGUUCCUCGAGUUUGGAGACCUUGACAUGAACACGUGGAACCUGGACACGCAGUACAUGCUCGGGAGCGAGCUCUUGGUCGCGCCUGUGUUUGACAAGGCUGGAGAAGUCACCUUCUACGUUCCGGUUUCGAGUAAGGAUACUACCGCUAGUCCAUCCAAGUGGAGGAGUUUCUUUGAUCACGGCAAAACAUACGACGAAGGCCGAUGGUACACAGAGACACACGGGUUCGACACUUUGCCUCUCCUUCUGAGACCCGGGGCCAUCGUGCCGCUCAACCCGAGCCUGAAGGCGCCGGAUGGAGACAUGGCGAACGGGUUACAAGUCCUUGUCAACGGGCCACUGGACGGCGACAAGGUCGUCGAACUCGUCGAGGCACGGGAUGUGUCCAGGGUUUCCAAAUCUUUUACCCUAGACAAAGACCUUGUUGUAAAAGGGAUAGAAGGCGUCCAAGUUGUGGAUGUGUCGAAAGCCUAG
Molecule: messenger RNA, 2325 nt
Organism: Cladophialophora psammophila CBS 110553
Lineage: Eukaryota; Fungi; Ascomycota; Eurotiomycetes; Chaetothyriales; Herpotrichiellaceae
Product: alpha-D-xyloside xylohydrolase
Exons: 2
Coding region: 1-2325 (774 amino acids)
Biological process (GO): carbohydrate metabolic process
Molecular function (GO): hydrolase activity, hydrolyzing O-glycosyl compounds; carbohydrate binding
Source: RefSeq, a predicted model, not a curated record